AUGGUCCGUGGACCGGUGUUGGGCGCGGGUCUGUGGUCCACCGUGGACCGGACGUGUGGACCGGGGCCGGUGGGGGAAAGGAUAAGGCUGCUCGGCCUUUUCCCGUGCGGCACAGAGAGGCAGAGGGAGCGGCGGCGGCGCCGGAGGGAGAAGGGGGAAACACCGGAGAAAGAGACGACCGGCGGCGGCGAGAUUCCAGCAGAGACGGCCGGCCAGAGCAGUGAAGGCGGCGCAGCGCGGCUGCUCGAGCUGGGCGGCGCCAGGAGAGAGGAACACGUCGGUGGAAGGGAGUCCGGCCGGCGGAGGAAGAUGGAGGCAGCACCGCAGCGAGCAGGGCGGUCGGGCUUCACGGCCGGGCGCAGAGGGCGGCGGCGGCGACGGUGGCUAGGACGGCGUGUCGGCGCGGCGCACACUGGCGCGGACGGGCGGCGCGCUGACCAGCUGCGGUGCGGCGCGCGGACGGUGGCCGAGCGGCGUGGCGUGAGUCAGCAGCCGGCACGCGCGGGUGCGCACGGCGGGAGCGCGUGCGGCCGCGGCCAGGACGGCUCGACGCGGUGCGGGCCGAGCGGCGACGAGCGGCUGGCGGUGCGGCUGGACAGUGCGGGCGACGCAGCCGAGGGGCACAGCGCAGACGGCGGCGUAGCGCUGCGGUGGAGGAACGAUGGAGGCGUGACGCGGGAGGCGCGGGUCGGAGGCGGCGCGACCAGGAGUGCGGCGCGCACGGCGGCUGUGCUGGGCGGCGGCCGAGCAAGGGGAAGAGGGAGCUGGAGAGGGUGGCGCGCCCGAAAGGGAGGAGGUCGGCCGGGGCGGUGA
This is a messenger RNA of Phragmites australis (common reed), 813 nucleotides long. Its product is annotated as glycine-rich cell wall structural protein 1.0-like. The record is from RefSeq and is a predicted model, not a curated record. Bases 1 to 813 code for a protein of 270 amino acids. Lineage: Eukaryota; Viridiplantae; Streptophyta; Magnoliopsida; Poales; Poaceae. The transcript has 2 exons.